AUGAGACGAUUUUGGCCCACGGGGCUACACCUUUCAGGCAGACUUACCAGAGAAAGACGUCCCGAGAAGACAAUGAAGAAUCGUUCAAGUACGCGCACGUCUCGUCAGCAGCUUGACGCCCGUGUGGUUAAAGUGAAACUUGAAGAAACAGUUCGCUUCGUCAUGAGACGAUUUUGGCCCACGGGGCUACACCUUUCAGGCAGACUUACCAGAGAAAAACGUCCCGAGAAGACAAUGAAGAAUCGUUCAAGUACGCGCACGUCUCGUCAGCAGCUUGACGCCCGUGUUGUUAAAGUGAAACUUGAAGAAACAGUUCGCUUCUCUGCUAAAAUUAAACAAUGUCAGCCUGUCCAAGGACACGGGUUCCGCCGAGGUGGGUACCAGUGCCACUGCAAGGACGGCUAUUUCUUCCCUGACAUUACCGCCAAGGACAAGUUCUACAGAGGCACGGUGGUUGAGGGGCUUAACGGUAAUACGUCCAGUGCCUCCUGUUUACCUUGUGCAAAAGGUUGUACUACAUGCGUCAAUGCCAGACCGUGUUGGCACGAAAGACAAGUGCUUAUGCGCAUGAUCGUACUUGGCAUUGUGGGACUGACCAUAUUUGGUAUACUAGUUUUCUGCUGUGUUAUCUACAAGUUCCGAAAAUACAUGGUUUUGCGAGCCGCCAGUCCCAUAUUUCUUUACGUGAUGUGUUUCGGGUCUGGGUUGAUCUGUCUCUCAAUGGUUGUAGGCUACUUUGAUGCCACGGAGGACACGUGCGUGCUCGAGCCCUGGUUACGCUACAUAGGCAUUACUGUGACUUACAGCGCCUUGUUAUUGAAGACUUACAGAAUAGCAGUCAUAUUCCGGGUGAAAUCGGCAAAGAAAGUCAACCUGACAGACAGGGUGCUUUUGCGUCGCUUCAUCCCUAUUCUGGCGGUGGUCGUCUGCUACUUGGUCACGUGGACAGUAUCUGCGAGACCAACCCCCGUUACCAUGACGACAAUAGACAAUCUGAAAUACAACUCUUGUAGAACUGAUUGGUGGGAGUACGUUGCUGACUCGGGCGUUUUCUGUUACCUUUUAUGGGGUGUGUACUUAUCUUUCCUAGUGAGGAACGCGCCCUCCAGUUAUAACGAAAGUAAACAUAUCACGUGGGCAGUUUAUAACACAAUUUUAUUCGGUUCCUCGAUUUCUGUGAUAAAACAGGUUGUCGCUGUGCAGCAGGGACCAGACGUUAUUUACAUAAUGGAACUGAUAUAUCUGCAAGUCGCCGUCACUUGUAUGUUCUGCCUUAUAUUUGUACCAAAGUUUAUAGCAUUGUACAAAUUCCACAAGUAUGGCAGCGAUAUGCUGAACGAGCGCCGCUUCCAGAACAGAACGGCGGUGAUGUUUCCGUUUCUCCCCAUGACAACCGUACGUAAGUCGUUAAUGGAUGUGGCUGUCCAAGCAUCUCCUUCAGUCCUGGACAAUGAACUGGAUAAUUCGGAGGUGCAGAUUUCCGUAGUUCCAAGGCAGGAGUCUUGUGUUCGUAUAGACAAUGGUGUGGAAGGAAUGAAGGAAGACUUGGACCACAAAGAUCAAGAUGAGUCUGACAACAUAGCAACCAGCGGCAAUGAAAAGACUUCAAACGAUCACCUACCGAAUGAGACAUUAGCUAAAAAUGACAGAAAAUUUGACACAGUUGACAACACACAGCCAAAACCGACGACUGCUCUUAACACUUUGCAUGUAUGUCAGGAGACGCGUCGGCCAACCAGUCGGUCUGGCACUAAUCUCUCUACUUUCAGUGGAGAUUUAGCAAAAGCAUUUGAUGCAAGCGUAAUCAACGAGCAUAAGCUACUGAAAAGUAGUGCUUCGGAUUCAGGACUUUCAACUCCUACGGCGGCAAGCAAAAAGGAGUACGGAUGGUACGUGUGCACGGGGUGUAAACUUUCAGAUGGAAAGAUCCACAGAUUGCGUGAUACGAUUAACCAUGAUGCUCUUCCUGUCCACAAAAGGCAGUCUUUUCCCUUUUAUGUGCAACAUACACAAAAUAAGAACGGGCUGCCUUCGUUUAUACCCAGAACUCCCUGCAAGCAGACUCACAAACGGACGCCGGCAAAAACCACACCCAAGCUGCCACAGUAUCCGCACUUAAUGUCUAAGAGAAGGAAUACCAAGAUGACAGAAUCUGAGUACCUCAACUGAUUCAAAGUGCUAGGACACACCAGUG
Messenger RNA from Lingula anatina, 2194 nucleotides. Its product is annotated as metabotropic glycine receptor. Gene Ontology annotation, molecular function: G protein-coupled receptor activity. The record is from RefSeq and is a predicted model, not a curated record. Gene Ontology annotation, biological process: G protein-coupled receptor signaling pathway. Gene Ontology annotation, cellular component: membrane. Lineage: Eukaryota; Metazoa; Brachiopoda; Lingulata; Lingulida; Lingulidae.